Carya illinoinensis is the source of this 3199-nucleotide messenger RNA. RefSeq names its product pre-mRNA-splicing factor CWC22 homolog. Gene Ontology annotation, cellular component: catalytic step 2 spliceosome. The record is from RefSeq and is a predicted model, not a curated record. Bases 254 to 2854 code for a protein of 866 amino acids. Gene Ontology annotation, biological process: mRNA splicing, via spliceosome. Gene Ontology annotation, molecular function: RNA binding; protein binding. The transcript has 8 exons. Lineage: Eukaryota; Viridiplantae; Streptophyta; Magnoliopsida; Fagales; Juglandaceae.
GAAAUCUUCCGAAUUCCUAAAACCUCCGAACUCAGUUCUAAUCGAGUACCGAUUCUAACGGAUAUCCGCGAAACGCGGAGCGGCGGAAGCGUGUUGCUCAAAAUAUUUCCCGUAGCCGGAACGCCGCCUCUCUCCCUCUUGUUGGAUUUUUGUCAACGUGAACCCGAGCUACUAUAUUUAAUUGAUUACCCUUGGACGCGUAGGUUGCAGUAUCGUGUGUGCACUGGUGGUGUUGCUUAGGUCUUAAAUUGAUAUGGUUAGAAAGUACAGUAGUGAGUCCUCGGAUUCUGAGAAAAGAAAUAGACGCAAACGCAAUGAGAGGCGAGGUGAGCGUCCACACGAUGAUAAACAUAGGGAAAGAGGCAGUGGGAAGGAUUUGUUGGAUUCUGAUAAAAGAAGUAGAAAACGGCACGGGAGACUAGAUGAGCGUAGUGGUGAUGAUAAGGAUAGGGAAAGAGUGGAUGAGAAGGAUAUUAGGGAUAAAGAUGGAAGGUUACAAAGCAAACAUGUAGAGCAGAAGCAAUCUCGGCAAAGUUCUGAUGAAGAGGGUGAGUGGGUAGAUACAGAAAGGGUCAGGCGAGAAAGAGAGAGAAACCAUCGACAUGAGGAGGGGCAUAGACAUCAAGAAACUGGGGAGCUUGAUAAGGUGAAAGAAUCUCGGCAAAGUUCUGAUGAAGAGGGUGAGUGGGUAGAUAGAGAAAGGGGCAGGCGAAAAAGAGAAAGAAACAAUCGACAUGAGGGGCAUAGACAUCGAGAAACUGGGGAGCUUGAUAAGGUGAAAGAAUCUUAUCAAAGUUCUGAUGAAUAUGACAAUCGAAUUGAGAGAGAGAAGCGAGAAAGAGAGAGAUCUCGCUGGCAUGGGGAUGCUCAUAGACAGCAGGAAACUGAUGAUAGUGGUAGAAAAAAGGACCGGCAUGCGCGUCAAAAUUCAGGAGACGAUGAUGACCGGAAAACGCACAGAAAAUCAGAGCAACGAAAACAUCGUACUGAACAACAAAAGCAGGGUUUGAGUUCCAAGGGGGAAGAUGAUAGAGACAGUAAGGCCCUGGAAGAUGCGAAACCUCAUAGACAGCCAAGAUUACAAGAAGGAAAUUUAAAUGGGGAUGCAUCAAAUUUGGGUAAGAGUGGUGGAAUUUAUAUUCCACCAUUUAAGUUGGCUAGAAUGAUGAAAGAGGUCGAGGAUAAAAGCAGUGUUGAGUAUCAGCGGUUGACAUGGGAUGCCCUUCGGAAGAGUAUAAACGGGCUUGUGAACAAGGUUAAUGCCGCUAAUAUAAAGAAUAUUAUUCCUGAGCUCUUCUCGGAGAAUCUGAUCCGGGGUAGAGGUCUAUUCUGCCGGUCAUGUAUGAAGUCACAGAUGUCAUCUCCAGGGUUCACAGAUGUGUUUGCUGCACUGGUUGCUGUUGUCAACACCAAGUUUCCUGAGGUGGGAGAUCUUCUAUUGAGAAGGAUUAUUUUGCAGCUCAAGAGAGCAUAUAAGCGUAACGACAAGCCACAAUUACUAGCUGCUGUUAAAUUUAUCGCACAUCUAGUGAAUCAGCAAGUGGCUCAUGAGAUCAUUGCGUUAGAGUUGCUCACGGUGCUGCUUGAGAAUCCAACCGAUGACAGCGUUGAGGUAGCCGUUGGCUUUGUCACAGAGUGUGGAUCGAUUUUGCAAGAUCUCUCUCCCAAAGGCCUGCACGGAAUAUUUGAGAGGUUUCGUGGAAUUCUUCAUGAAGGGGAAAUAGAUAAACGGGUACAAUUUCUUAUUGAAGGGCUAUUUGCCAUAAGAAAAGCAAAGUUUCAGGGGUACCCCGCUGUUCGUCCAGAACUGGACCUUGUAGAGCAGGAAGAUCAGUUAACCCAUGAGGCAUCUCUCCAAGAUGAAAUAGAUCCAGAGAUUACGCUUGAUAUAUUCAAGGCAGAUCCUAAUUUUAUCGAGAAUGAGAGACGCUAUGAAGAGGUUAGGAAAACUAUUUUGGGUGAGGAGUCUGAUGAUGAAGACGGUUCAGAUGCUGGUUCAGAUGAUGACGAGGAUGAUGAAGAUGAAUCUGAGGAAGAGGACGAGGAGCAGAUGAAAAUAAAGGAUGAAACAGAGACAAACCUUGUAAAUCUUCGGAGGACAAUCUACUUAACCAUCAUGUCUAGUGUAGAUUUUGAGGAGGCUGGUCAUAAGCUCCUGAAAAUCAAACUAGAACCAGGUCAAGAGAUGGAGUUGUGCAUUAUGCUCUUGGAAUGCUGCAGUCAGGAGAGAACUUACCUCCGCUAUUAUGGUCUUUUGGGCCAGCGAUUCUGUAUGAUCAAUAAAGUGCACCAGGAAAACUUUGAGAAGUGCUUUGUCCAGCAAUAUUCCAUGAUUCAUCGGCUUGAAACAAAUAAGCUGCGUAAUGUGGGGAAAUUUUUUGCACAUCUACUCGGCACAGAUGCUCUGCCUUGGCAUGUUUUAGCCUAUAUACGCUUAACAGAGGAGGAUACUACUUCUUCUUCUCGAAUAUUCAUUAAGAUUCUAUUUCAGGAAUUGUCAGAGCAUUUGGGCAUCCGGUUGCUGAAUGAACGGCUUACGGAUCCUAUGAUGCUGGACUCCUUUGAAUCUAUAUUCCCAAGGGAUAAUCCCAAGAACACACGUUUUUCUAUUAACUUCUUCACAUCCAUUGGGCUUGGUGGCAUCACAGAGAAUUUACGUGAGUACUUGAAGAAUAUGCCACGCCUAAUCAUGCAACAAGAGCAAGCAGUGUCAGAAUCUGAAUCAGAUGAUGAAUCUGGUAGUUCUGAUAGUUCUGACACGAAGACAGCUAGUUCUGAGAGACAGUCUUCUGAUUCCUCAGGCUCGGAUGAGAGUGGAAGGGAUGAUAGACGGAGGAAGAGGAGGAGAGAAUAAGGGAAUGUCAACAAAGACAACACCACAGGAAACAUUUGAUUACGAUGUAUUUUUAUUGUCAUGCGAUUCAAGUGCUGCCAAUUUUUGUUCAUCUUGUACUUUUAUUCUCUUUUUCUGUUACUUUUUAGUUAAGCUGAAAUGCCAAAAUAGAGGUAGAAUGUUUUUAAUGUUUUUUCAAGGCUUCAUUCCGCUAUUUAAGAUUGAGAUGAUGAUGUGUGUGUUUUUUUUUUCCCUUUUUUGGGUGUGUUCUACUAGAUGAUGAUGUAUUUGUUCAUUUGCAUCAAUCUUCAACUCUUUGGACUGUUCGGUUAAUGCAAUAAGCAGGUAUCCUGCCUUGUGGUGUCA